Cyphellophora attinorum is the source of this 1533-nucleotide messenger RNA. RefSeq lists its product as uncharacterized. Gene Ontology annotation, molecular function: acyltransferase activity, transferring groups other than amino-acyl groups. Gene Ontology annotation, biological process: polysaccharide biosynthetic process. Lineage: Eukaryota; Fungi; Ascomycota; Eurotiomycetes; Chaetothyriales; Cyphellophoraceae. The record is from RefSeq and is a predicted model, not a curated record. Bases 1 to 1533 code for a protein of 510 amino acids. The transcript has a single exon. Gene Ontology annotation, cellular component: membrane.
AUGCUGGCUCGAAUGUAUGGAUCCGCAGCACGGCUAGCGACACGUAACCGGCCGAUUGCGCUACCAACGCUACCCUCGUUGUCCAAUGCCAACAACAUCAACCUCAGGCUCGAUGCCGACGUGCAACGGCGGACGAUGCAGGACACCGCGUUUGCCGAUGGACUUCGCGGAAUAGCCGCACUGUACGUCGUUGCCUCGCAUCUGGUGCUGUGCUACGCCCGCGCCCUCGUCAAUCCAUGCUGUGCUCCCGGCAGUGAGCAACCGCAGCUGCUACAGCGGCCCAUCUUCCGGCUGUUUGCUUCUGGACAUUCCUGGGUUGCCGUCUUCUUCAUACUGCUGGGGUUCGUUAACUCGCUCAAACCUAUCAGCCUCAUCAGAAAUGAGCAGGUCGACACUGCUGCCAGCAAGCUGGCGGCCUCGUCGCUCAGCAGGAUCUUCAGGCUGUUCUUUCCCGCCACAUUUGCUACCGUUGGGAGCUGGUUCAUCUGCCAAUUCGGACUCUACGAGAUGGCUCGGCAUUCCGACGCCUUCUGGCUGCAGGUGAACACUCCGGCCGCAAGUCCCAACAUCUUUGCGGCCAUCGGAGAUCUCAGGGAUGCCCUCAUCAAUACAUGGAAAUUCGGGGGAGACAAUCAGUAUGACCAACCACAAUGGGCCAUCAUCUACCUGCUACAAGGCAGCCUCAUGACGAUCAUCGCCCUUCUCGUCACCGCAAACAUGACGUCCCUUUGGCGCACGGUCUCCCUCUGUCUGCUCGCCUUGUCCUCGGUCAACUGGUCUCAUGUUACGCUAGACCCUUACAUCGGCCUCGCCUGUUUCGGUGGCAUCAUCAUGGCCGAGUCCUCUGUCUCGGCAACGCCUGCUCAGCUCACAACAAUAUCUCCUUACCUCAGCCCUCCAAUCGCUAUAUUCGCCCUGGUUCUCAUGUCCUACCCGAGCGAACAUCCCGAGGGCUCGCCCUGGUCCGCGUCCCUACAGUCUUUCGCGCUGACAACGUUCGGCGACCUGAACAUCGAGCGCCUCUACGGCACGAUCGGCGGUCUUUUCCUGUUGCUCAGCAUAAUUAUCUCUCCACACGCCCGCCAUCUGCUGUCCCGUCCACCUCUGCGCUGGCUCGGCAAGGUCAGCUUCGCGAUAUACCUCCUCCACGGCACCCUCCUGCGCAGCCUAUUCGCCUGGCUCCUACAUUUCGGUACCCAAAUGGAAGAAUUCCAAGAAUUCGAAUCAAAAGGCGACGGCUGGAAAGGCGACGGCUGGGCAGGCGAAGUCCUCGUCUCGCAUAUGCGCUACCCUGUGCCCAGCUUCUUUCGCUGCUGUGUGGCGACCACGGUUUCUAUGGCGGCGAUACUGGCUGCCAGCCAUCUGUGGAGCGAGAAGGUCGAGCCCGUGUGCGCGUCACUGACGGGUGCGGUGGAGAAGCUGGUCAAGGGAAAGCUGUCGAAAGAGGAGGCGUUGGACGUGAUCAGUGUCGGCAGUCGGACACCGCUAUUGGAGGAGAAGGGUGGGUUGUUGUUGCCGAUUCGGCAGGACUAA